UUGUCUGACGCCACACUGCAAGACAACGUGGACUGGAAGUAGCCGAACCGAAAACUCGUCCUCUGCUCUGAUAAAAGUGUGACUGGUUCACGACGAUAGCACGGCCUUGACGCAGCUAGCUGGAAGCUCCAACGUGUGUGUUUUUGACUUCAGUUGCAAAGAGUAAGGUUAGGAGGGUGAAACCUGCUUCUGGACAAUGACGACAGGGGAGCAGUCAAGUGAAGGACAACACGCCAUCCUCAUGGAGGGAGAGGACAUCACCCCGAAGAAAGACGGGGGGGUUUUAAAGCUCGUGAAAAGGGAAGGCACGGGCACAGAGCUGCCUAUGACCGGCGACAAAGUGUUUGUACAUUACGUUGGCACACUUCUGGAUGGUUCUCAAUUCGACUCGAGCAGAGACAAAGAAGAGAAGUUUUCCUUUGAGUUGGGCAAAGGUCAAGUAAUAAAGGCAUGGGACGUCGGCGUAGCCACAAUGAAAGUGGGGGAGUUGUGCCAGCUCAGCUGUAAGCCUGAGUAUGCUUACGGAUCUGCAGGCAGUCCACCCAAGAUACCCCCCAAUGCCACACUUAUUUUUGAGGUGGAACUUUUUGAAUUUCGAGGUGAGGACAUAACCGAAGAGGAGGAUGGAGCGAUCAUCCGUCGCAUCAUCACUAAAGGGCAAGGAUAUUCCAAGCCCAAUGAAGGAGCCUCUGUUGACGUAACUGUGGUGGGAACCUGUGAGGGACGUGUAUUUGACGAGAGAGAAUUGAAGUUUGAGAUUGGAGAUGGAGAGGGUCUUGGCUUCCCAGUUGGAGUGGAGAAAGCUAUAAUGGCUAUGGAGCAAGGAGAGGAGGCCAUCUUCAAUAUGAAGCCUAAGUAUGGCUUUGGUAAUGCAGGCAAUGCCAAGUAUAACAUCCCUGGCGGAGCAACACUGCAUUACAAAAUCAAGCUAAAGGCAUUUGAGAAGGCCAAGGAGUCGUGGGAGAUGAACACUGUAGAGAAGCUGGAACAAAGCAUCAUUGUCAAAGACAAGGGAACCCAGUACUUUAAGGAGGGGAAAUAUAAGCAGGCAUCGGUGCAGUACAAGCGGAUCGUGUCAUGGCUGGAACACGAAUCUGGUUUGUCAGAGGAGGACGAGAAGAACGCGAAAGCUUUGCGGCUGGCAGCACAUCUGAAUUUGGCCAUGUGCUUCCUAAAACUACAGGAGCCAAAUACAGUCUUGGAAAAUUGUGACAAGGCUCUGGAGUUGCAGGCAUCCAAUGAGAAGGCAUUGUUCCGCAGGGGAGAGGCUCUGUUUGGUAUGAAGGAGUUCGACAGGGCAAGAGAUGACUUCCAGCAGGUUGUUCAGCUGUAUCCCGCCAACAAGGCUGCCAAGGGCCAGGUGAGCCUUUGCCAGAAACGUAUCAAGGAGCAGCAUGAGAAGGACAAACUCAUCUACGCCAACAUGUUCCAGAAAUUUGCCGAUAGGGAUUCAAAGGUGAAGAAAGAAGCAGAGCCUGAGGAGAGUGAGGACAAGGCGAGCGAAAAUGAAGAGAUGGAAGUUGAGAACGGAGAAAGGGAGGUUGCCAGCGAAGCGAAGGUGUAGAUGAAGAUGGGACUGUUACGGUUCAUCUGUGCUUCAGUCUUUUGUAUCUUCAGCCAUUUUUGUUUCAGAUGUGACUGUGUGUGAGUGUGUGUAUAAGAGUGUGUGACCUCGAGCAUGUCAACAAGAGCACUGACUGUAGGAGUGUCUUCGCUGGCUAACUUUGUCCCCUGGCUUUUUCCUGUGGUUGAGCACCCAAAUGGGCGGGGCUUCUCCAGGUGAUGGCCCCAGGGAAUGUGGUUUUAAUAAAUGCAUUGUGUGCCACAACAACCCCCCCGUCCCCCUUCUCAACACACAGCUUUUAAACUGUGCUUGUGUUUUCACAGCGUUUUGGGUAGGAUACAAUUUCAUCCAAGUGCAGGAAUCACCCGUCAAGGGCUAGACCAUUUACCUUGCACUACCCCAUGUCCUUGACCCUUCAUGUUUUAUGCUAUCCAUCUAACACUCCUCAUGGGCCUACUGAUCAAUUCCUGGAGUUGUGAUGGUUGUGUGCAUAGAUGUGUCUGAAUGUUAGAGUGAUUGAGUCCCAAAGUACGUAUGUAGCAGCACUGGAUAGGUGGAGUAAUGAGACGUUAGCCUGGCAUAGCAGUCGAACUUCAAGCUUCUUUCUCAAUCUAAAGAUGGCGCUCAUCUAUAGGCCCCAGGUUACAUGACUGUUUACCUUUUACUUUGGAAAUGUUGACUUUGUACUUUUCUUUUCUUUUUUGGUGUUGUGCUUUUGAAUUCUUUGUUCUCAAAAUGAUGAAUACAACCAAUUACGUAACUGGAAUAAGUGCAUUUUAAAGCAGCUAGAAAUGACAUGAAUAAGACUCCUCGGCACAAAAAAAAUAAAACAGUCAACUUAAUUUACUGUAAAAAAAGGAAUAUGAAUGAACAUAUGCUUGUUCAGCCCAUUGGAAUCGGGCUGUUGAAGACGGUACGCCAGAAUAUGAAUAUGUGAGACCUGUUCAUUGUCAGUCAACAGCACCUGUGGGGCCGAAGCUGAAUAAGGGGUUUAAUGUGUUGAGUUUCUUUGUCUUUUGGAAGAGUCACUGCUUUGUCUGCCCUGAUGGAAUGAUAUAAUAAACAAUAACUACAAUUUA
Pseudoliparis swirei is the source of this 2643-nucleotide messenger RNA. It is a transcript of the gene fkbp4, whose product is annotated as FKBP prolyl isomerase 4. Gene Ontology annotation, molecular function: protein binding; peptidyl-prolyl cis-trans isomerase activity. The coding region runs from base 197 to 1564 and encodes 455 amino acids. Lineage: Eukaryota; Metazoa; Chordata; Actinopteri; Perciformes; Liparidae. The record is from RefSeq and is a predicted model, not a curated record. The transcript is spliced from 12 exons.